Molecule: messenger RNA, 879 nt
Organism: Orycteropus afer afer
Lineage: Eukaryota; Metazoa; Chordata; Mammalia; Tubulidentata; Orycteropodidae
Source: RefSeq, a predicted model, not a curated record
AUGGUCUCCCAGGACACUGGGGCUCUGGGUGAUGGGUUCGAGGAUCCCCCCAAGAAGCGAUGCUGCAGGCAGAGGACACAGCUCAUACUGUUGGGGCUGGUGACCGCCUCCCUGUGGGCUGUGCUGCUGACCUUGCUUCUCCUAUGGCAUUGGGACACUGCAAAGAACCUGAAACAGCUGGAAGGGACUGCCAACCAGAAUGUGUCUCAAGUGUCCAAGGACUUGGAAAGACAUAAGAGUGAACAGAUGGCCCAGAAAUCCGAGGCUGCCCAGCUGUUGAAGAAAAUAGAGAAAAUCCAAGCUGAGCAGAAGAGCAUCAAGUCUCAUGAGUCUGAGCUCACCCGAUACCUGGAGGGACUUGGAGCUGAUCUGAGCAACCUCAAAUCCCAGAGCUUGAACGAGAGGCGCGCAGCCUCAGACUCACUGGAGAGACUCCAGGAAGAAGUGGCGAAGCUGUGGAUCGAGCUAAAGAUAGCAAAUGGCUCCGUGUGCAACACAUGCCCCGAGAAGUGGAUCAAUUUCCAGAGGAAGUGCUACUACUUUGGUGAGGGUGCUCAGAUGUGGAUCCAGGCCAAGUAUGCCUGCAAUGACCUGCAUGCACAGCUGGUCAGCAUCCACAGCCCAGAGGAGCAGGACUUCCUGAGCAGACAUGCCAAGAAGGACUCCUGGACUGGCCUUCAGGACCUGGACGUGGAGGGAGAGUUUAUCUGGUUGGAUGGGAGCCCUGUGGACUACAGCAACUGGCGGCCAGGGGAGCCCAACAACCAGGACCCCGGCGAGAACUGCAUGAUGAUGGUCGGCUCUUCUGGCCAGUGGAACGACGCCUUCUGCCGCAGCCAGCUGGAGGGCUGGGUGUGCCAGCAGCUGGCCACAUGCUGA